CCCCGCUUGCAGGAUGGAGCAGACAGCUGGAGGAUUCUGAUCAUACUCCUUCCUUCUGCUCGCUUUUCCAGUUUGGUCUUUAAACUCUGAAGAACAUCCACCUCGUGAAGAGAACAGGGAAAUCUUCUCAACAUGUCUAUCCGGAGGUUCUGGAGCAGCCCGAAAACCCUGGGAGAUGUGACCGUUGUGACAGAAGAGCUGAAGAAUCUUUACUACAAGAGGCUGCUGCCUAUUGAGAAGCACUACUCCUUUCAUCACUUUCAUUCACCAAGUUAUGAGGAUGCAGACUUUGACAACAAGCCAAUGGUUCUGGUAAUGGGUCAGUACUCGACGGGAAAGACGACUUUUAUCAGAUAUUUGCUUGAGGAAGAGUUCCCUGGCAGCAGAGUUGGGCCAGAGCCAACCACUGACUGCUUCACUGCACUCAUGUACGGAGAAGAGGAGCGAGUGACCCCUGGGAACGCCAUCACGGUGGAUCCCAAGAAACCGUUUCGCAAUCUUGACCCUUUCGGAAAUUCUUUUCUGAACAGAUUCCAGUGUGUGCAGAUGCCAAAUCCAGUCCUUGAGAGUAUCAGCAUAAUUGACACGCCAGGGAUCUUGACUGCCGCUAAACGAAAACUUAGCCGAGGCUAUGACUUUCAAGCAGUGCUGCGCUGGUUUGCAGAGCGUGUGGAUCGAAUCAUCCUGCUAUUUGAUGCACACAAACUGGAGUUCUCCGAUGAGCUAACCAGGGCCUUUGGAGCUUUGCAUGGCUACGAGGACAAGCUGCGUGUGGUUCUGAACAAAGCUGACAGGGUGGACUCGCAACAGCUCAUGAGAGUGUAUGGCGCCCUCAUGUGGUCGCUGGGGAAAGUGUUCCGAACCCCUGAAAUCUUACGGGUUUUUAUCGGGUCGUUCUGGUCAGAGCCUCGGCUGAGGUGCGACCACUACAAGCUGAUAGAGCUGGAAGAAGAGGAUCUGCUAACGGAUAUUAGGAACCUGCCACGCAACGCCGCAGUGAGAAAGCUGAACGACCUGGUGAAGAGGGCACGUUUAGUCAGGGCUCAUGCCCACAUUAUCAGCCAUCUAAAGCAGGAGAUGCCAACAAUCUUUUGCAGAGAAAGCAAGAAGCACAACCUGAUCUAUAAGCUUCCUGUUAUUUUCACCAAGAUUCAACAACAGCAUCGAGUCCCAGCUGGUGACUUUCCUGACUGCACCAAGAUGCAGGAGAAACUUUUGGGUCACAAUUUUUCGAAGUUCAAGACUCUGAAGCCAAGCCUGAUGAACUCCUUGAACAAACUGCUAACUACUGAAAUCGCCAGUCUGGUUCCUUUAUUUGAGCAACAAGAGCAGAGGAAGAAAUCACUACCUGCCGUGUUGGAUGGUGAAUUUCUGGGAACAUUCCGGCGUGAUCAGUUCAAGGGAGAUCCGUUUAAGGAAAUGCUCAAAGAUGAUGAGAUCAGCGACGCAGAUUCUGAUGAAUGGGUUGUGGAAAAAUACAAACCUAAGUACGAUGAGAUCUUCUACAAUCUAAGUCCACACGAUGGAAAACUCUGUGGCACCAAAGUCAAAGAGUGGAUGACGACCACUCAUUUGCCCAAUUCGGUUCUUGCUCACAUCUGGAGACUGGCAGAUGUAGACAGGGAUGGGAUGCUGGACAAUGAUGAAUUUGCGUUGGCAGUCCACCUGAUUGAGGGGAAGCUGGACGGACACUGGUUGCCCAGAGAGCUUCCUUCCCAUCUGGUUCCACCCUCCAAGCGGCUUAGUACAUCAAGCGAUGCACCAGCGUAAUCUUCUUAUCAGAAUCAAGAGGACUGAGGAGACAUCACUUGUAUAAUUUGUAAAAAAUAUUUUAAGCAAACCUGAUGUCACUGAUUGUGGGGCCCAUAAAAAUGUGCAAUGUUUUAUACAUUCAUAAACUUAUCCGUUACCAGAUUUUGUUCUCUCUAACAUAAAGUGUAGUACAUUCAUUAAAAACAUUUGUAUUAUUAUUUUAGGUUUUACAAUAUUUUGUCAUUAUAAUACGCUUUCUGUCCUUCAACUUUUCACAAACCCAGGUGGCAGA
Messenger RNA from Poeciliopsis prolifica (blackstripe livebearer), 2044 nucleotides. Its product is annotated as EH domain-containing protein 2-like. The record is from RefSeq and is a predicted model, not a curated record. The transcript is spliced from 6 exons. Gene Ontology annotation, cellular component: cytoplasm; plasma membrane. The coding region runs from base 133 to 1770 and encodes 545 amino acids. Gene Ontology annotation, biological process: endocytosis; endosomal transport. Gene Ontology annotation, molecular function: protein binding; GTP binding; calcium ion binding. Lineage: Eukaryota; Metazoa; Chordata; Actinopteri; Cyprinodontiformes; Poeciliidae.